Portunus trituberculatus (swimming crab) is the source of this 4729-nucleotide messenger RNA. Its product is annotated as chromosome-associated kinesin KIF4A-like. The record is from RefSeq and is a predicted model, not a curated record. Gene Ontology annotation, molecular function: microtubule binding; ATP binding; microtubule motor activity. Bases 116 to 3727 code for a protein of 1203 amino acids. Gene Ontology annotation, biological process: microtubule-based movement; mitotic spindle organization. NCBI's taxonomy places the organism in Eukaryota, Metazoa, Arthropoda, Malacostraca, Decapoda, Portunidae. The transcript has 26 exons.
CCAGCGAGGCAGCGAGAGGCUGAACAUUUAAAAACACGGGGUGGGAGGAGUGCGCGCCACCAUUCAGUUGAGGUAGUGGAUUUUUUCAGCAGCAUACCAUUAUUCAGGGUACACAAUGACCAGUGAAGAGAGCAGCACAGGCAAGGUGAUCCCAGUAAGGGUGGCUGUACGGCUGCGGCCCCUCAGCGUCAGAGAGAUACGAGAAGGAUGCCAGGAAAGCAUUGAUAUCACACAUGAUUCCCCACAGGUUGUGGUCAGAGGAACUGACAAAGCCUUCACAUAUGACUACGCCUAUGCCACAGACUGCACACAAGGCUACGUUUAUGAAACUUCUGUGAAGAAUGUUGUAAAAAAUUUGUUUAAAGGUUACAAUGUAACUGUAUUGGCAUAUGGGCAGACAGGAUCUGGAAAAACCCACACCAUGGGCACAGCUUAUGUCCCGGGGAUAGAGAACUCAGAGGGUGCUGGCAUCAUUCCUCGUGCUGUGCAGGACAUAUUUGAGGGUGUUGCUAGUCAAGCUGACAAUGAAUAUUUAGUUAAAAUCUCCUUUAUUGAGUUAUAUAAGGAAACUCUCUUUGAUCUUCUUGCUGGUAAAAAUAAUAGGGAAGAAUGUGUUGUUGAUAUCAGAGAAGAUCCAAGAGGAGGGAUAAAAAUUGUUGGUGUCACUGAGAUACCUGUUACUAGCAUGCAAGAGACCAUGAGGUGUCUGGAACAGGGUGCAUUACAUCGGGCUACAGGGGCCACUGCCAUGAACGCACACUCAAGCAGAUCGCAUGCUAUUUUUUCAAUGCAUGUUGAGCAAAGAAAUACAAAGAAAGGGGGAAGUGUUGUGUCUGCUAAAUUUCACAUGGUGGAUCUGGCUGGUAGUGAGCGUGCCAAGAAGACUGGUGCCACUGGGGAGCGCUUCAGAGAGGGAGUCAACAUAAACCGUGGUCUCCUGGCUCUUGGCAAUGUGAUUUCAGCUCUCUGUGAGGAAGGAGGCAGAGGCCACAUUCCCUACAGAGAUUCUAAACUGACUAGAUUAUUGCAAGACUCCCUAGGUGGCAACUCCCACACUGUAAUGGUGGCAUGUGUGUCCCCUGCUGAUAGUAACUUAGAGGAAUCCCUCAGCACUCUUCGUUAUGCUGACCGUGCCCGCAAGAUUAAGAACAAGCCCAUCAUCAACAGGGAUCCUCAGGCUGCCGAACUGGCUAAGCUCAGACAACAGGUGAUGCAGCUGCAGGUUCAGUUGUUGGCUUCCAACAAUGGCACUGGAGGAACAGUUGUGAGCUCCUCUGAGGAGGUGGAUGCUCUCCUAAGUCGGAACAAAGCAAUGCAGGAAGAGAUAAAUCAGCUGACUCAUGCACUGCAGACAGCUCUAGAUGAAAACACCAACAUGGCAGAGAAAGCAAUCAUGGCGGAAAUGUCAAGAGAGCGUAUGAAGGUGAAGAUGGAGGAGCUGCUUGCACAAACUGGAAUGACAUACGAGACCUUAAACAAGACUUUAGACGUGUCUUCCAACCCACAGUUUGAGGAUCACAUCAACCUUGUCAAAGAACUGCAGGCUAAGAUCAUUGAAUUGCAGACUGAACAACACCGAGGAGCCAAGGCAAUAAUGGAUCAUGAACUCUCUCGCCACAACAUUUCCACCAACACCUCAAUGAUGCCCCAGCCAGACGCACCCUCUGAUGCUCCUUGUAAUGAGGUGCAGCAGGAGGGGAGCAACAUGGAAGAAAUGGCAAAGGAAUUUGGAACAGAAUUUACACUGAGACAAGCCAGGCUAAAUGAGGAGCUUCAGGGUUUGAAUAGAGCAUUGGCAAUGAAAGAGGAAUUGAUGAACAAGAUGGCUGUCAAUGAUACGCAGUUUGUGGCUAUGAGAGAUCAACAUGAUAAAGAAAAGAAGCAGCUUGAGAUUCAUAUUGACCUUCUCAGUAAGGAAAGAGAUGAACUCAUGCAGCAGCUGAAGGCAGCUGCUCAUGGUUCAGCUUCUAGCAAGGUGUCAGAACAGCGACGAAAGAAAGUUCAAGAGCUGGAGAUGCAGAUUGCAAAUCUUAAACAGAAACAGAAGGAACAGGUUAAGCUUAUACGCAUGAAGGAACAAUCGGAGCAAAAGGUCAACAAACUGAGCUCAGAGAUCCAGUCUAUGAAAGCAACCAGAGUGAAACUCAUCCGCCAAAUGAAAGAGGACAGUGAAAAGUUUAGACAGUGGAAGGCUCAGAAAGACAGAGAGGUUGCAAGGCUAAAGGAGGCUGAUCGUCAGAAACAAUACCAAAUUGUGAAGAUGGAGCGACUUCACUCCAAAAAGCAAAAUGUCCUCCGCAGGAAAAUGGAAGAAGCCAUUGCUAUCAACAAAAGGCUCAAGGAUGCCAUGGCUCUGCAAAAAGCAGGAUCUGAAAAGAGGGCAGCUUCUAAAGACCUUGGAGGCACUGAGAAUCGCAUCAAGUCAUGGUUAGAUGGGGAACUGGAGGUGGUGUCUGUCAAGAAGCAAGCCAAGCAGUCAUUGGAGAUUCUGAUUGAGGAUCGCAAGUCCAUUUCUCAGGAAAUAAACAAAACCAAGAAGGAAAUGAGCAGAAGCGACCCCUCUUCACCAAAGAUGAGUGAGCUGAAAAAUAAACUGGCUGACUUGGAGAGCUGUCUUCAGCUGCGAACAGCUCAGAUCAGUGAUCUUCAGGCCAAGUUUGUGGAUGAUGAUGAAGAUGGCUCAAACAAAAAGAGGUUUGAGUCUAUGCAAAGCAUGCUGGAAGCUAAAUGUGCCAUGAACUACUUGUUCCGUGUGGCAACAGACCAUCAGAUGAGUAAGGUAACACAGGAGGCAGACAUGAAGGAUCUGCAGAGCCAAUAUGAUGAACUGGCCCAGUCAUUGGAUGCAAGUGAAGCACACUUGAAGGAGCUGAAGGAGAAUCAUCGAGAAGAGCUGACAAGGAUGGAGAGAGAACAUGAAGAGAAAGUGCUUUUCCUUCUUGGACAGAUGUCAAAGACAGAGCCACAGGACUCUGUGACCACUGAACAUCAAGAUGAGACUCUAAAGGCAAAACUUAAAUUCCAAGAAGAAGAAAUUGCACGUUUAUCACAUCUUCACGAGUUACUUCAGGAGAAGACCAAGGAGUGUGAAGAACUAAGGAAACAGAUGAUACAUUCCCCAAGCACUCAUCUGAUGCCACCAUUAAUUGGCAAUUCGGAGCAAGGUCGACGACGUACAUUCAUAAAGACCAAACCUAACAGUGUGAAGACAAAGGAAACCUUGCCGUACCUCUCAGAAUCUGAUUCAGAAACAGAUGAUGAUGAUAAUGAAUCGAGCCAAAAGCAAGAUCCUGAUUGGAGAAAAACACCUCUCUUCAGAAAAAUUAAAUCUAUCACGCAAGGUUCAAAUAGUUUUGAAGGGGAAAUAAAAAAAAUUGGGCCAAAGAGAAAUUCAGAUGGAGAAGUGAAGUGCAAGUGUAGAGGAGACUGCUCCACAAAGAAGUGUUCCUGUAGCAGAAAUGAAAAUAGUUGCAAUGUUAAGUGCAACUGUGAAAUUCUAAAGUGCAAGAACAGAACACCAGUUGAAUCUAGUUCUUCAGAGAGCAAUAAUGAGACGCCACUAAACUCCACCUUUGAUAUCACAGCAAUGCCACUGAAAGAGAAUGUGGCAAAAAGGCCAAGGAUAGAGAAAAUGUCUUUAUUUGAUAACUCUGAAGACUCAACAAGCGAAAAUAUUAACAGUUUUGAAAAAGGAAGAACUGUCCUUGGUUCGCCAGACAUGUUUUAAGCUAAGGUCAAUUUGAUAUUUGUAUGACAAAUAUGUAACAAAUAAGUAACAUGGUUUCUUGUGUAGUCAAGCAUGAUUUUGUUGAUCUCUAUGAGUGAUUGUUUCUUGUACCAUCUGUCUUCUGGAAUCCAGAUUUAAGUUUAGUAAUUUAUUUCCCUUCAAAAAUGCUGUUUUUAGUAAUAUUGAUAGCUUUUAUGGAAAUAAAUUUCCACUCCUAACACUUUUGCAAAACAUCUUCAUAAUGCUUUGGAAACUUUUUUUUUUUUUUUUUUUUUUUUUUUAGGAAUUCUAAGGACAUGGGUAUAGAAGCAAAAGAUAUGUGAUUUCUAGUUAUUCUGAGGUUAUGAAAAUAUAAUACACCAUAUUUUUCCUUUACAUUCUUCUCCAUUUUAUUUUCUCGCUUUUUUUUUUUUUUUUUUUUUUUUUUUUUUUUUUCUUCAUCCAGAGUAAUGUAAUUAACUGUGGAAAUUAAUUUCCUCUUUGGGAUAUAACAGUGUUCAGUGUUCAAUUUCUUUACUUGACUUUCUCAUGUUUGUGCUUCAGUUGAAAUGUUCCUUUUUUCCAUUAGGUUAAAAAUAAUCUCUUCAAUAGUUGUAUAUAAAAGUGACACUAGCAUACAGCUGGCCUCUUCAUAGACACUGGGUAAAUUUUAAGGUGGAGAGAAAAAAGAUGGAAGUAAUGUUGUAUGUACAAUAUCUUUGGAGUUUUAGAUAUUUUCCACAUAAGUUACUUCACAUAAGUUACUUUGAUAUCUGUAUCAGUAAUUUCUUUUAGCCUUGUUGACACUAUAAGAAAAGUACUGGUAUAUAAACAUCCUGUUUGAGAUAGUUCCUCAACUCUGAUAUUUUUUUUAAAUAUAGUUUUUGACAUCUUUUAAACACAGUUUUUGAUUAACAAAGUUAAUAUUCUUUAUAUACAGAACUUAAAUGAACAAACACGGAUGUAAGUUACUCUAAUAAUUUAAUGCAAUAAACAUUAAUAAUAAAAUAUUUUUUAUAAUGA